UGAUUUCCUCUGACCACGCCCACGCCCCUACCUUCUACCUUCUUCCUGCUUCCUCUGCCCUAAGAUAAAGGAAGCUCUCCAGCCGAGUGUGCAGCACCUGCGGAUCCAGUCUCCAGUCUCAGUGCGUUCACCUACGUCUCUACAAGCUACCCCCUGCAGCUCAUAUAACGAUGUCUGGCGGCUACGGUCAACCCGCUCUCCCCGACAAGAACCGCGUCGCGGUGCUGCAGAACAUUGCGCACAAGAUGCGUGUGCACAUCGUCAACAUGACGGACGCUUCAGGCUCCGGGCACCCCACCUCCAGCUCGUCAGCUGCCGACAUCCUCUCCUGCCUCUUUUUCCACGUCAUGCACUACUCUGGUUAGCUCAUACCUAAAACUAUACCCCAUAUUGACUGUAGUUGCUGGCUUGUGGCAUGGUUUCAGCAAACAGCUUCUGUGGUUGCAGAGUUUUUGUCCAGCUUCCUGCCCCUGGUUGCAGCUUUGCUUCCUGCCUCUCUAAUUAGAUUCAAAUUUAUUCCUACCACAUGAAUUUCAUUCCUGCCUCCCACACUCCUCUCUCCCCUCCCCAACCUGCAGUUGAAGAGCCCAGACAUGGCUCCAGCGACCGAUUUGUCCUGUCAAAGGGACAUGCCUGCCCUGUGCUGUAUGCUGCCUGGUGUGAGGCGGGCCUCCUCUCUAAGGAGCACAUCCUCACUCUCAGGAAGCCAGACUCCCUUCUCGAGGGGCAUCCAACACCUAGGCAGAACUACAUUGACGUGGCAACUGGGUCUCUGGGACAAGGUCUGAGCAUUGCAGCUGGGAUGGCCUACUGCGGAAAAUACUUUGACAAGGCCAGGUUGGUAUACAUUUUGUGUGUGUGCGUUUGAGACAGUCGUAACAUUGUUGCAUUACGGCCCGCCUCUCUUUUCUUAGCUACCGAGUGUUCUGCAUAAUGGGAGACGGAGAGACAGCCGAGGGUAGUGUGUGGGAGGCAGCUGCUUUCUCCUCGCACUACAAACUGGACAACCUUGUCGCCAUCGUCGACGUCAACAGGCUGGGUCAGAGUGAAGCUACAGCACUAGGUCACAGUGUCGACGUGUACAAGGCUCGAUACGAUGCCUUUGGUUGGAACGCCAUCAUUGUCGACGGCCACGACAUCAUGGCAGUGUGCAAGGCCCUCCUCACUGCAGCCACCACCAAAGACAAGCCAACUGCCCUCAUUGCAAAGACCCUCAAAGGGAAGUAUUUCCCUGGUGUGGAGGACCUCGACAACUGGCAUGGAAAGCCACUCGGGAAGCAGUCGGGACCUGCUCUCGAGGCAGUCAAGGCCCUCAUCACCGACAACGGCCCCCACGGUCUCUCCCCGCGACCAAUCAAAGACGACGCGCCGAAAAUCACCUUCCCCAAGGUUCAGCUGUGCGAGCCACCCAAGCACACCAUGGGAGAGAAGAUUGCCACUAGGAAGACGUAUGGAGAGGCUCUGGUGAAGCUGGGGAAGAACUACUCCAGAAUCGUGGCACUCGACGGAGAUACCAAGAACUCCACGUUUGCCAUCACCUACAAGAACUGCUGCCCCGAGCGAUUCGUCGAGUGUUUCAUCGCCGAGCAGAACAUGGUGGGCGUGGGCAUCGGGCUCGGUUGCCGUGCUCGCAACAUCGUGUUUGUGUCGGCGUUUGCCGCUUUCUUCACCCGAGCCUUCGACCAGAUCAGAAUGGGGGCCAUCUCCCAGACGGAAGUCAACUUUGUGGGCUCUCAUGCUGGGUGCUCCAUCGGUGAGGAUGGACCCAGCCAGAUGGCUCUGGAAGAUUUUGCCAUGUUCCGUACUAUCCCCGGAGCGGUGUGUUUCUACCCCUCUGAUGCCGUCUCUGCCGAGAGAGCCUUCGAACUGGCCGCCAACCAUCGUGGCGUCACCUUCACACGUACCUCUCGUCCCGCCACUGCCGUCGUCUAUGAGAACACGGAAACCUUUGAGAUCGGGAAGAGCAAGGUGCUGCGGAAGUCUGACGGCGACAAGGUGACGGUGGUGGGAGCUGGUGUGACUCUGCACGAGGCUCUGGCAGCUCACAAGACCCUCCAGGCUGAAGGAAUCAACAUAAGAGUAGUGGACGCCUUCUGCCUCAAGCCUGUUGAUAAAGCACUGAUGGUUGAGUGUGGCAAGGCCACUGGUGGACGAAUCGUGACCGUUGAGGACCACUACUUUGAAGGUGGUCUGGGUGAAGGUGUUGCAGCUGCCGUGGCCGAAGACGGAGGGGUCAAAGUUCAUCGUCUAGCUGUGACCGGCAUUCCACGAAGUGGGCCAGCCGCACUUCUGAUGGAAGAUUAUGGCAUCUCUGCCAACUGCAUCGUGAAGGCCGUCAAGAAAAUGCUUGCCUAAAAAAGAGACCAAUGACCAAGUAGCAAGAAUUUUGACUAGGUAGUCUGUAAAUUUUGAUGAUUUUCGCUCUAUGAAGCUGCAAAACUUUUAUGGAUGUGUUUCAAUAAUUUUACAGGAAAUCAGUAAAA
Geodia barretti is the source of this 2483-nucleotide messenger RNA. The record is from the annotation of a GenBank genome assembly. Lineage: Eukaryota; Metazoa; Porifera; Demospongiae; Tetractinellida; Geodiidae.